CAUGCCAAGCGUGCCAGCAACAGCACCACGCCCCCCUCCUACGAAUAUGUAAUUGUCGGCUCCGGAGCUGGUGGCGCACCUUUGGCAGCACGACUCGCGCUCGCCGGACACAGUGUGCUGCUGCUCGAAGCGGGCGACGAUCAAGGAAACGCGACGCAAGUGGUAGUGCCGGCGUUGCACUCGGUAGCGGCUGAAUACGAGCCGUUGCGCUGGGACUACUUCGUGCAGCACUACGAAGACGAGGAGCAGCAGCGUCGCGACACCAAGCUGACUUACACUACUCCCGAUGGCCAGCAGUACACUGGUGCGAAUCCGCCGGAAGGUUCCACGCCGCUGGGAGUCUUGUACCCACGCGUCGGGUCGCUGGGCGGUUGCUCAGUACACAAUGCUCUCAUCACCGUGUAUCCGCAUGAAAGCGACUGGAGCACCAUCCAGAGCAUCACGGGAGAUGACUCGUGGGCGCCGGACAACAUGCGCAAGUAUUAUGAGCGGCUGGAGAGGUCGCGGUACUU
Messenger RNA from Aplosporella prunicola CBS 121167, 512 nucleotides. RefSeq lists its product as uncharacterized. The record is from RefSeq and is a predicted model, not a curated record. The transcript has a single exon. Lineage: Eukaryota; Fungi; Ascomycota; Dothideomycetes; Botryosphaeriales; Aplosporellaceae. Gene Ontology annotation, molecular function: oxidoreductase activity; flavin adenine dinucleotide binding. The annotation marks the transcript as partial.